This is a messenger RNA of Arachis ipaensis, 2404 nucleotides long. RefSeq names its product TOM1-like protein 9. Gene Ontology annotation, biological process: protein transport to vacuole involved in ubiquitin-dependent protein catabolic process via the multivesicular body sorting pathway. Gene Ontology annotation, molecular function: phosphatidylinositol binding; ubiquitin binding. The record is from RefSeq and is a predicted model, not a curated record. Lineage: Eukaryota; Viridiplantae; Streptophyta; Magnoliopsida; Fabales; Fabaceae.
AACAUCAAUAGGGGUGGUCGGUAGCAGCAACGGCAUCACGGUGCGAAUUAAACCCACAGAAUACACGUGGCAACUUCUCAUAAGCUCACUACUUUGUUUUUCCCUUCAUGCUUCCAAUUCUACCCCUCUUACCUUUCCUCAACGGAUUCGCCAACGCUAAUCUAGCAAUCUUUCGUUCGUGAGAAAGAUUCACGGAACUAACUAAGACGAAACGAGAAGCAGAUAAGACCAAGUCGUUUAUACUUUAUAUAGCCGGAAUCUUUCUCCGAUCGCGCCGGAAGCUCCGUUUUUAAGCUUCGUCGGAGAAUCGCCGAUCUUCCUUUUGUUUUCUUCUUUCUAUUACUUCAGACUCGUCGGUAACCGGAGAUGGUGAAUUCUAUGGUGGAACGCGCCACGAGCGACAUGCUCAUCGGACCCGAUUGGGCCAUGAACAUCGAGAUCUGUGACAUGCUCAAUCGUGACCCUGGGCAAGCAAAGGAUAUUGUUAAAGGUAUAAAGAAGCGGAUUGGAAGUAAAAACUCAAAAGUCCAGCUACUUGCUCUAACUUUACUGGAGACAAUCAUAAAGAACUGCGGAGACAUUGUUCACAUGCAUGUUGCAGAGAAAGAUGUGCUUCAUGAGAUGGUGAAAAUAGCAAAGAAGAAGCCUGAUUUUCAUGUCAAAGAGAAGAUACUGAUUCUUGUAGAUACAUGGCAAGAAGCCUUUGGAGGUCCCCGAUCAAGAUAUCCGCAGUAUUAUGCUGCAUACCAGGAACUGCUGCGUGCUGGGGCAGUAUUUCCCCAGAGAUCUGAGCAAUCUGCACCGGUGUUCACACCUCCACAAACACAGCCAUUAGCAUCAUACCCUCCAAACAUACGUGACUCUGAUACUCGGCAGGACACAGCUGGUUCCUCUGCAGAGUCCGAGUUCCCAACAUUAACUCUGACCGAAAUUCAGAAUGCACGGGGUAUUAUGGAUGUUCUCUCAGAAAUGCUAAAUGCAUUAGACCCUAGUAAUAAAGAAGGUCUUAGGCAGGAGGUUAUUGUUGACUUGGUGGAGCAGUGUCGAACAUACAAACAGAGAGUGGUACACCUUGUUAACUCAACUUCUGAUGAAUCACUGCUUUGCCAAGGACUAGCUCUGAAUGAUGAUCUGCAGCGUGUACUUGCCAAGCAUGAAUCUAUUUUGUCAGGAACUCCUACUCAGAAUCAAAAACCCCCAGAGAAUUCAAAGCCUGCAACUGCUGGAGCACUUCUAGAUGUUGAUGCUCCUUUGGUUGAUACUGGAAAUUCUAGCAAACAAAUUGAUAGAAGCUCCCCUCCUAGUGCUGAAGCAGGAUCCUCAACAUUGAAUCAGUUAUUGCUUCCUGCACCCCCCACAGCCAAUGGUUCAACCAUCCCUGCCAAGGUUGAUCCCAAAUUCGACCUGCUCAGUGGUGAUGACUAUGCCUCACCAAAAGCAGAUACUUCACUUGCUCUUGUUUCUCUUGGAGAACAACAGCCUGCUACUCCUGUGAAUCAGCAGAACGCCCUUGUUCCUUUUGAUGUAUUUUCUAAUGGUAAUAAUGCAGCAGCUACACCUGUCAGUACUCAGCUAAACCAGCCACCUAAUUUUGCUGGCCAAACGAGUCAGAUUCCUACCCAAUUUCAACAACAGCAGAGUUUUGUAUCUCAAGGUGGAUUUUACCCCCAAGGAAGUGCACCAAACGCAGGGUCACCUCAGUAUGAGCAGUCACUUUAUACACAAAGUUCAGGUCCCGCCUGGAAUGGUCAGGUUGCACAGCAGCCACAGCCAUCUUCGCCUGUUUAUGGCACACAAAACACUGGAUCACUGCCGCCCCCUCCCUGGGAAGCUCAAGCGGCAGAUAAUGGCAGUCCAGCUGCAAGCACUCCAUUUCCGCAACCACCACAAGUUAGUCAAGUGAUGAUGACAAAUGGCGCCGCAAAUUCUCAGGGCCCUCAAACAAUGGGCAAUGGCCAGGUUGCUGGAAUAUAUAUGCAGCCAACUGCCAACAGUUAUACGCCAGCAAUCAAUAACCAUGUUGGUCAACACAAUCAAUUCGGCAUGCAUCCUCAACAUAUUCAAGGCAUGGCAGGGCCCUACAUGGGUGGUAUGAUGCCAAAUCAAAUGCAAGCUGGUCCAGUGGCUUCCAUGUAUCCUCAACAAAUGUACGGUAAUCAAUUUAUGGGAUAUGGCUACGGUCAGCAACAAGGAGUUCCAUAUAUUGAGCAGCAAAUGUAUGGUUUAUCUGUUAGAGAUGAUGGUGGUUUAAGAAGCUCUUACCAGUCUUCUACUAUAUCUUAUGCUCCAUCUGGGAAGCCUUCCAAGCCAGAAGAUAAGCUAUUUGGUGACCUUGUUGACAUGGCAAAGGUGAAGCCAAAACCUGCUCCAGGUCGAGCUGGUAGCAUGUAAAAACUAUGACUGG